AUGCAGUUUCCUUCUUUUUGCGUCUUUGUGCUGGGAGUGUCACUGGUGAAGACAUCGGACCCUGAGCCAUGCAACUGUGAAGAGAAAACGAACACCUGCACCCUCCUCGCUGGAGCUAAUGGGUUGCCUGGUACUCCCGGGACCAAUGGGCUGCCGGGCACCCCUGGGAUGCAGGGAUUGCCAGGAAGAAAUGGAGAGGAAGGUCCUAAAGGUGAAAAGGGAGACCCAGGAUUACGAGGGAUACAGGGACCCCCAGGAAAAGCCGGCCCUCCUGGGUCUAAAGGGGAUCAAGGUGAACGAGGACCCAACGGUGACAGCGGAGGCAGAGAACUUGAACUUCUUAAAACUCAAAUCAGUCAUUUACAAGAACAGAUGAAGGAUUUGCAGUUGACCGCAAGUAAAACCUCAACAGUCUUUCUAGGCCAAAUGUUUCCAAACAGCACAGCAGCAAGAGAGAAAAAAUUUGUAACCAGUGGAGCUGAAGGGAAUUAUCAGCUUUCAAAAACCACGUGUUCCCAUUUCGGCCUGCAAAUUGCUUCACCCAGGGACGACAAGGAGAACAAGGCUGUGCAGAGUCUGGCCGCCAAGUUUGGGAAAAACGCGUUUCUUGGAAUGAAUGACCAGGAAACGGAAGGCGUCUUCAAGCAUUUAAACGGCGAUCAAAUGGCAUACUCAAAAUGGGCCCCGAAUGAACCGAAUGGAGUCCAUGAGGACUGCAUAGAAAUAUACCCGGAUGGCAACUGGAAUGAUGUUCCAUGUGGUUUGAGCCGGUUAAUAAUGUGCGAAUUUUAG
This is a messenger RNA of Gekko japonicus, 792 nucleotides long. RefSeq names its product pulmonary surfactant-associated protein D-like. The transcript has 4 exons. Gene Ontology annotation, cellular component: multivesicular body; rough endoplasmic reticulum. The record is from RefSeq and is a predicted model, not a curated record. Bases 1 to 792 code for a protein of 263 amino acids. Gene Ontology annotation, biological process: positive regulation of phagocytosis; surfactant homeostasis. NCBI's taxonomy places the organism in Eukaryota, Metazoa, Chordata, Lepidosauria, Squamata, Gekkonidae.